AUGGCAAUAGGGAUGGUAAUGGUGAGAGCUGCUGCGUGGUGGGAUUUCUAUGGUAAUUAUGGCAAUAGGGAUGGUAAUGGUGAGAUGGGUAGGGGUAACAUGUUGGGAGAAGAUGGGAUGCAUGACAUGGGGUUGGUUGGGCAGCGACAAAGGAGAUGGGUGAAACCAAGUGGGGGAGUCAUCAAACUUAAUAUCGACGGGGCGCUGGAGGUAACCAAAGGGGUUUUUGGUACGGGAGCAGUUUGCAGGGAUGAGAAUGGUACUUGUAUUGGGGUCCUGGCUGUCCCAAUGGUGGGUUUUGUGAGUCCACAAACAUGUGAGUUUCUAGCUCUGGUCAAUGGAUUGCAUUUCUGUCUACAAGCGGGGUUUACUAGAUUGGAAAUAGAAGGUGAUGCUCAGAACAUUUUCCAGGCUUUAAACUCUGAUCAGGAAGACCUCAGUUCAGAUGGUGCACUAGUUGAUGAAGCCAAGGUACUUUUAAGUUCUUUUCAGUUUUGUAGUUGGGGGUACAUCCCAAGAGAGUGUAAUAAUGCUGCUCAUUGUGUGGCAAAAGUCGCGUUAUCUCUACCUUUCCCUACUUAUUGGUGGAGGAUGGCGCCAGAUUGGCUUAUUCCAAUUCUAGUUGAUGAGUCUUUGUAA
Messenger RNA from Rosa rugosa (rugosa rose), 639 nucleotides. RefSeq lists its product as uncharacterized. The record is from RefSeq and is a predicted model, not a curated record. NCBI's taxonomy places the organism in Eukaryota, Viridiplantae, Streptophyta, Magnoliopsida, Rosales, Rosaceae. The transcript has a single exon. Gene Ontology annotation, molecular function: RNA-DNA hybrid ribonuclease activity; nucleic acid binding. The coding region runs from base 1 to 639 and encodes 212 amino acids.